GUCAGCUGCAGCUGGGAGUCGGAGAGCAGAGCCAUGGGGAACUGGCCCGGGGGCCCUUCACAGCCCCACACCCGUGGGCGCAAUCUGUGUUCCCGGCAUCGGGCUUCCACCUCGGAGGAGAGCGAUCCCGUCCGCAAGAGCAGCUUGCCGGCUGAGCGCCCCGCAGACCCGCCCCGGUAUUCCAGGAUCAAGAAUUGGCAGACAGGCAGCAUCUUGUAUGACACGCUCAGCGCCCAGGCCAGACAGGAGGUGCCCUGCAACGGGAAGCGCUGCCUAGGCUCCACCAUGCUCCCCAAGCAAAUGCUUGCUGGGCCAGAGGGGCCCCACUCCGAGGCAGCGCUGCUUUCCCUGGCUCAGGAGUUCAUCGACCUCUACUACAGCUCCAUGAAACGCGCCCAGUCCCAGGCCCACCGCCAGCGCCUCCAGGAGGUGGAGCGGCAGAUUGCCAACACUGGCUCCUACCAGCUGCUGGAGGCUGAGCUGGUCUUCGGAGCCAAACACGCCUGGCGCAACGCCGCACGCUGCCUGGGCCGGAUCCAGUGGAACAAGCUGCAGGUGUUUGAUGCCCGGGACAUCACCAGUGCCCAGGAAAUGUUCACCUUCGUGUGUACCCACAUCAACUACGCAACCAACCGUGGCAACCUCCGGUCAGCCAUCACCAUCUUUCCCCCACGGGUGGCAGGGCGUGGGGACUUCCGCAUCUGGAACCAGCAGCUCAUUCGCUACGCCGGCUAUAAGCAGCCCGAUGGCACCAUCUUGGGAGACCCGGCCAAUGUGGAGAUCACCGAGCUCUGCAUCCAGUAUGGCUGGCGCCCCCCCUACGGCCGCUUCGACGUGCUCCCGCUGCUGCUGCAGGCUCCCGAUGAGGACCCGGAGCUCUUCAUCCUGCCUGCCGAACUGGUGCUGGAGGUGCCCAUCACGCACCCCACGCUGCCAUGGUUUGAGGACCUGGGCCUUCGCUGGUACGCCCUCCCGGCUGUGGCCAACAUGCUGCUGGAGAUUGGGGGGCUGGAGUUUCCUGCAGCCCCCUUCAGCGGCUGGUACGUGGGCUGUGAGAUUGGAAUGAGGGACUUCUGUGAUGCCCAGCGCUACAACCUGUUGCAGGAGGUGGCCGAACAGAUGGGGCUGGACACACGGACGACCUUGUCCCUCUGGAAGGACAAGGCGGCCGUGGAGAUGAACGUGGCCGUGCUGCACAGUUUCCAGCUCGCCAAAGUGACCAUUGUGGACCACCACGCGGUGGCUGAAUCCUUCAUGAAGCACCUGGAGAACGAGCAGCGGAUCCGAGGGGGGUGCCCAGCGGACUGGGUCUGGCUUGUGCCCCCCAUCUCUGGCAGCCUCACGCCCAUCUUCCACCAGGAGCUAGUGAACUACCAGCUCUCCCCCGGCUUCCGCUAUCAGGCUGACCCCUGGAAAUCAUACAUUCCCAAAGGUACCACCAUCACGCGCAAGAAGACCUUCAAGGAAAUUGCCAACGCAGUCAAGAUUUCAGCAAAGCUGAUGGGGCACGUGAUGGCACAGCGGGUCAAGGCCACCAUCCUGUACGCCUCUGAGACAGGGAAGUCCAAGGCCUACGCCUUCAACCUAAAGGAGCUCUUCCAGUCUGCCUUUGCCCCCAGGGUGAUGUGCCUUGAUGAAUAUGAUGUGGUUUCCCUGGAGCAUGAGACCCUUGUUCUGGUGGUAACAAGCACAUUUGGCAACGGAGACCCUCCUGAGAAUGGAGAGAGUUUUGCCAAGGCCUUGAUGGAGAUGUCCUGCCCUUAUCUGGGGGCUCCUGAGCCGGAGCUUCAAAAGAGCUACAAGAUGCGGUUCAACAGUAUUUCGCAGUCCGACCCCUUGGUGGUCUUGUGGAAGAAGAAGCGCCGCCGGGAGUCUAGCAACACGGACAGCGCCGGUGCCCUGGGGACGCUGAGGUGGGUCCUGGCAGCAGGGGAGGAGCCGGGCCCCCAGCCGGGCCUGCUGGGGCGAGCCUCGAGGGGCUUUCCACAAGGGGUCUGGGGUUCUUGCCACACAUCCGCAGGGGGUCCAUGCAACCAUUUUCUCCCUUUGCCAUUCCCUGGGUACCCAAAAGGAAGGCGGAAAACGGGGAGCCUCUCUGCUGUUCUGGGGCUUGGGGUAGGCCCCCCGCCUUCUUGGUUUGCCGGAGUUUUGCUGGGAGAGGCAGGCCGGGCAGGGUUUUACGGGAGCAUGUAUCCUUAUGCCCAGCCAUGUUUAGUUCCACCAAUACUCAAAAGCAUUAAAGCAGUAGCAGAAUAGGUGAGCUCAUGCUAAAAUGUUAGCAUUACUCCUCUGAUUUUUUCCAGUCAGCACAGGCCGGCAGAUGGUUUCUCUGAAUGAGUAUUCUAGUUUACGCUAGGGGCCCAAGACAAAUGUUGGUUUAUGUGGGCCAGCGUGGACAGACAUGCUUGGUUUUCAUUCUGGCUAAGGAUGGCCCUGAUUUAUCCCACUCCGAGGACACCCCCCUCCCCCCCCGUGAAGGGACCCUUCAGGGGGUGGAAGGGCCAGCUGGGCAUCACCUGCCUUUCUGCGAAGCUGCCCCCUUUCCGCCCUGCUCUGCAUCUCUGCCUUCCUCAGCCCAGGCUUCUGGGGGAGCAGCCCCAGGCUCCCCGCCUUAAAGGGCUGGGGGGGCACAAAGGGAGCUGCAGCUCUGCUGGCAGUAACCGGG
This is a messenger RNA of Python bivittatus (Burmese python), 2665 nucleotides long. The record is from RefSeq and is a predicted model, not a curated record. Lineage: Eukaryota; Metazoa; Chordata; Lepidosauria; Squamata; Pythonidae.